AUGGGCGACCAAAUCGAGUUGGUUCGAAACGGCGGUAAGAAUCGCGAAGAGAUCGCGACGGCCGCCGACUUUCGGAUGCAGUUCAGCCGGCAGACAACUAUUAAUCAUGAAAUUACCCUCGGCACCGAUCAGGAUCCGUACAACAAGCAAGAACUCGUGAAUACCAUAAAAGGACGCGAGCUGUGUCUUUUUGUGAUUUUCUACAUUUUCGCCGUGUUCUGCAUCGUGAUGAUGUUCGAGUUCUUCAUGCCGGUUCUGUUCAAUCCAAAAUAUCCGGAUGAGCCAUAA
Caenorhabditis bovis is the source of this 288-nucleotide messenger RNA. The record is from the annotation of a GenBank genome assembly. Lineage: Eukaryota; Metazoa; Nematoda; Chromadorea; Rhabditida; Rhabditidae.